GCCGGGGAGUAGCGCGAGGCUUGGCGGGAGUUUUUGCGUCGGCGGCAAGCGCGGCGGGCUGGAAUGGAUCGGCCGCGGCCCGCGCGGCUGUCGCAUGCGAGAUUUUCGAAGAACCAUGCAGGAAGAACACAUUCCGUGAAAGAUAAAGCUGGCCAGACGCACAAGCCUCUGGAUGUAUUUGAGUUUCCUGAUGAUUCUCGGUUCUCAAGCCUCAGCAGGCUGGGCGAAAAUGAGAAAGAUGAAGAAUCCUAUGAAAGCUUUGACCCUCCUCUACACAGCACGGCUAUAUAUGCUGAUGAGGAAGAAUUCUCCAAGCACUGCGGGUCACAUCUCCCCUCAAUUCCUCAAGAAAAAGAAGCAGAGAGAAGUUCGGACACUUCUGAAAUUGAAGCAAGUGAAAACGAGUCUAUAAAGAUUAGUGCCAAAAAGCCAAGAAGAAAACUCAAGCCCAUCAGUGACGAAUCUGAAAGCCCUGAAGAAAGUGAUGUAAGGAGAAAAGUUAAACCCACAGAGAACAUAAAUACACGGCAUGAAGCUGUUUCAGCUACAGUACUUCCAGAACUUUCGGAGAAACCAGCUGAAGCGGUCACUCCUCAGAAGACAGGACCCCAGAGUGCUGAGUCCUCUGCUGAGAAAGCGACACUAGCCACAGAAGGUCAGCUGAAAACUCAGAAGAAUAAGAUGUUUCCUGACCAAAGGAAGAAGCCAAGAAGUGGUGCCACAGACUCAGAUACUUCCGACUGUGCACCUAUUUGGUGUUUAAAAGAAAAGAAAGCCAGUGACAUCAUGGAAUUAGAUGUGUUUUUGUCUGCAUUCGAGAACAUUCUUCUAGAGUAUGAACAAAAAAUAGACUCUCGAGUUUGUAAGGCAGCCAUCAACAAAUUUCAUUCUGAUUUGAAAGAAGAACUCAUCAAAAUGCUUCAAGAAGUCCAGAUGUUGAAGACUCUGAAAAGGAAGAAUGCUAAGAUGAUCUCCGAUAUCGAAAAGAAAAGGCAGCAUUUGAUUGAAGCCCAGGAUGAAUUGCUUCGGGUAGAACCUGAGCUGAAACAACUACACAUAAAGUAUGAGGAACUUCAGGAGAGAAAAGCUUCCCUUAGGAAGGCAGCAUAUUUCCUGUCUAAUCUCAAACAGCUUCAUCAGGAUUACGCAGCUGUUCAAGAGGAAGAACCAAGUGCAAAGGAAACAUAUGAUUCAUCCAGCCUUCCAGCUUUGCUGUUCAAAGCAAGACCCCUUUUAGGAGCUGAAAAUCAUCUGCAAAAUAUCAACUGUCAAUUAGAGAAGCUCCUUGACCAGAAAUGAGACCAGUCUACUAAGAUGUGCACAUUUAAGAUUAGUCUCGUGAUACAGUUUUAGAAGGUAACAGGCAGUAUAUAUUUUUGCACAAAGAUGGGAAGAAAACCUGAACUUUAUUACUAUUAAUUUGAAUUGAAUAUUUUUUAUUGUUAUAACAACAUUCUCAGAUAAGUUUAAAAGCAGGAAACUGUCUUACUGUUCAGACUGUAUGAUCUUGUCCCCAGAAUUUAAUAUUGCUUUGUCAUUAAAAUUAAAUGGCUAGGUAUAAUAGUUUUAGAGGCCAUAAUUAACUUUUCUAGUUAACACCAAGUACAAAGUUUUAAAAUGUUUUAGAACGUUGACACCUCAUCAGCCCUUAAACAUACAGAAGCUUUACCCUAAAAAUAAACAUCCAAAAUUAAGCUGAUGUGAACAUAGUUAAUCACAUAAGGAGAAUUCUACUGAAUUUAAUAAGCACACUGGAGCUGAUUUUCAGUAAAACUGGUUUAUUUCAGUAAAUAAGAUUUGGAAGUAAAGUGAUAAAUAAAACAGUUGGUAUAACAGGCUUAUUUAAUAAGUUACUAUAAUUUAAUGGUACUAAAUCUGCCUUCAUGCAGAUUAUAGCCUAGUUAUAUCAGUGUCCAUAAUUAGCUACUCUUGUAAUACUUCUAUUAGUAGUUCAUCAGGAAUUUCAUCCAUCCCAUUGUAAGCAAGAAGACUGUUCUCUGCAGCUUCUGCUAAUUCAGCAUCUUCUGUAGCCUCCAAAAUGCAAGUAUCGUCAAGGCCAUUAUCCCAGUCAGCAUCAGGACACGCACCUUUUGACGACACGCUAGCUGAUGGUUCGUGAGGACCCUUGGUUUCAGCGUUUGCCGUUGUAUCUGUUGCAAACUCCUCUUCCUGGUUCCAGAGAGGAGGGAGCGCAGAGUAGGAAGGAAAUUAAUCAGACAGAAUGUGUGAUAAUUUCACCAGAUAGUUGAUCUAUACUGAAUUAAGGGAUUCAGUUCAACAGAUACUAAAAUGAACACUGGACGGUACUGUCUCCAAUGCAGCGCCAUGGGCUCGUCACUGCCGCCUCUGUGGCGCGCUCACAGAGCUCCAGACUGGAGAUGCCUGCAGCUCCUGUGGUACGUUCUUUCCAGAGUACACUGGUGGGGCUACAGCAAAGGCAGACUGAUACUCUUUAAAAGUGGAUAGUCUAUAGUCUACCUGAAGGCAAACUGGUAUCUGCUAUCUUAACACACUAAUUUCUCGAUAGUUUUAAAAUUAACAUGGAUUGAAAAGUUUUGAGAUAACUGUCAAAGUAUGACUGGAUUUUGAGUAUUAAACAGUAUUGUAUCAACAUGAAAUUUCCUGAAUAAUUUCACUAUAGAUGUAUAAGAUGCUCUUAUUCUCCAGCUACAUGCUUGAAUAUUAAAGAGAUGAAGGGUUUUGAUAUCUGCACUUACUCUAAAGAGACUUGUUAUGGACUGAAAGUUUGCACCCCCUCCCCCAGAUUCACUGGUUGGGAUCCUGACGCCCAGUGUGGCGAUAGCAGGAGGUGAGGUCUGCAGGAGGCAGGUGCUGCGACCAGAAGGGACUGGCGCUAGCUCUGUGACCCCGGAAGCUGAGUCCACAGCACCGUGAUCUUGGACUGUCCAGCCUCCAGAACUCUGAGAGAUUUGUUGUUUUUAAGUCACUCAGUCUGAGGUACUCUGUUACAGCAGCCUGAAAUGCCCAAGACAAGACUCGUCAAAAACAACGUGUCCUUAAAAAAAAAAAAAAAAAGUGUCCUGUGGACAGUAGUGGGAGAAAACAAGUGUGGCCCAGUGUUUGAUAACAAGCAGCAAA
Messenger RNA from Cervus elaphus (red deer), 3099 nucleotides. It is a transcript of the gene CENPU, whose product is annotated as centromere protein U. The record is from RefSeq and is a predicted model, not a curated record. The coding region runs from base 64 to 1299 and encodes 411 amino acids. Gene Ontology annotation, cellular component: nucleus. The transcript has 13 exons. Lineage: Eukaryota; Metazoa; Chordata; Mammalia; Artiodactyla; Cervidae.